UCCUACAUCUGAACCAAAUAGCUAGCCAUGGGAUAUUAGAAUUUGACUUGUUCCAUUGUCUCCUGUUUAAGAAAUGAAAAAUGCAGAAUUCUAAGGCUAAAUAGCUAGAAAAUAUUUACUCAGACUUGAAUAUUCUUCAAAGAGAGUGUGUAGCCAUUAUAAUUAUUGGAGGAAGAAGCAUCACAGGAAAAUAAAAGCCAAAUGUUUUCUUCAGGAGUCCUCCUUUUGGCUGCUUUGAUUUCAACUGUGCUGGCCGGGCCGUGGGCUAAUCUAUGUGCUGGCAAGUCUUCCAAUGAGAUCAGGACGUGUGACAGCCAUGGCUGUGGCCAGUACAGUGCCCAGAGAAAUCAUAGGCCUCACCAGGGUGUGGACAUCUUGUGCUCUGAUGGAUCUACUGUGUAUGCACCUUUCAGUGGAAUGAUUGUGGGCCAGGAGAAACCUUAUAAAAACAAAAAUGCCAUCAAUAAUGGUGUCCGGAUAUCUGGAAGAGGUUUCUGUAUUAAAAUGUUCUACAUCAAGCCAAUUAAAUAUAAAGGUUCUAUCAAGAAAGGAGAAAAACUGGGAAUUCUGUUGCCCUUGCAGAAAGUUUAUCCUGGCAUACAAUCCCACAUACACAUUGAAAACUGUGACCUGAGUGAUCCCACCGUGUACCUAUAAACGGAAGACAGGUGACCAGAUCAUCAAGAUAGAGAGCCAUCUUCCUAGAACCUGAACGCAUAUCCUGCUUUCCAAGAAAACUUAUGUUCAAAUAGAAACAUGAUAAGUGCAAGGAAGAACACAGUAUUUUGAUUUCAACUCACUGCCACUUUCAUGUUUUUUUUAUGUCAACUAAUUUCUCAUGGCUCUCUGAACUUUUGGUAACCUAUAUCUGGGGUGGUGGCUUUUCCUUAAUAUUUCUUAGUCCUAAAUACGUAGAGUAAAUAAACAUGUAAAUUCAA
Molecule: messenger RNA, 938 nt
Organism: Myotis myotis
Lineage: Eukaryota; Metazoa; Chordata; Mammalia; Chiroptera; Vespertilionidae
Gene: LECT2
Product: leukocyte cell derived chemotaxin 2
Exons: 4
Coding region: 202-657 (151 amino acids)
Source: RefSeq, a predicted model, not a curated record